Molecule: messenger RNA, 1589 nt
Organism: Batrachochytrium dendrobatidis JAM81
Lineage: Eukaryota; Fungi; Chytridiomycota; Chytridiomycetes; Rhizophydiales
Exons: 3
Coding region: 8-1345 (445 amino acids)
Biological process (GO): regulation of DNA-templated transcription
Molecular function (GO): transcription corepressor activity
Source: RefSeq, a predicted model, not a curated record
AAAAGCCAUGAAUACUGCAGCUACUCCUAAUGCGGAGGGUCAACUCAUCAACAGCACAAAUGGUCAUCCCGAAACGCUGCAGACUGGACUGAAUAAAGCGUUGGACUUUCUGGACCAAGUCAAGGCAUGUCUUAGUCCUCCACAGUUUCAAGAGUUUCUUGUUCUACUAAAGAUGUUUAAAGGCAAACGCAUUUCAUCGAAUGCCAUGUCAGAGAGCAUCUCGGUGCUUUUUCAGAACCAUCCACAAUUAAUGCAUGGGUUUUCUGCUUUUCUACCCACUGAUCAUCAGCAACUCAACUCGUCAACUGAAAGCAGUUCCAGCCUUCAAGAUAUCAAUCUGUCUGUUGACAGCAUUGUUACUCCCUCUGUCACAGCCGUUCCUCGGCAAGAUUUUUCCCGUCCAUCUCGCAGAAAGCGAAGUGUGAAAUCCCUCAAGAGCCAAUCGACCGUUGCCAGCACUGCCAGAAGUCCUGCUGCUGGUGGAAUGGCUGGCUCUUCUCGUAGCGUGACGACGGCCUCUUUACCUGCAAACCAUUCCGAGUCGACCGUCGUCAUGGCUCGAUCUUUGGAUUUUUUAAAUAUUGUUCGAACCGCUUACGCUCAUUCUCCAACGGUAUACACCAAGUUUGUUGCUUAUCUACAAGAAAGCUUUGAAAUGUCUCUACCGCUGUCCAAGGUGGUGGAAGAUGUUGGCGCCAUGUUUGCUGAUCGUCCUGAAGUCAUGCAAGCCUUUUUGGAGUUUAUUCCCAUAUCUGCCCUCAAGGACAGUCAUUUGGAAAUCGAGCGCAUGCAAUUGAAUAUCACUCACACAUCUACUCCCGAUCUUCAACAACCCCUCAUUCUAUCUAAAGAAUCUUCUACUCAUGACUCGAUUGAAUCAAACAAUCGAGGUAUACCUCAUAACCCUGACUCGCUCGCUAUUCCUAUAGAUCAGAUGGAACACAGUGUUACUGCUUCUUCAAUCACCCAUGUAAACUCUAAUGAAACUCUGAAUAUUCAUGCCAAACAACCUGCUAGCUCCAGUGAUUCACACUCGAUUCAUCACAAUCAGUCUGAUCAGUCCUCUAAAUCCACAGAAUUGCUUUUUACCAAACCACUGCCUUUGUCUCCAACAACUCGUGUUUAUUCUGAAUCAGAUCCGUUGAUUCCUACAUCUUGCACAUUACCAACUCGUUAUACUGCCAUCUCCAAUACAACCACUGAAUGCGAGGCAGUACAUGCUACACCUCUAAUCAAGCGUUUCAGUACCGCUUUUGUCAUGGCAGUUAUGGGAUGGAUGCUGUUUGCUGCUGUAUUGCUAUACGCUUUAAUUUCUGGCGAGUAUUUUAAGACUAUCCAAGAGUAACACUACUUUUUGGCCAGAUCCCAAGUUUCCUGUUUGUUUCAUAUAUAUUAUUUUUGGAUUGAAAAUUUGCACGUUUUGAAUCGAAGCCUGCUCUGUUUUGCUAGGCUAAACCAUAUUUCAUUUUUGUUUCAAGUGUCGAGUUUGUAUUGGUGAUGGAUACACAAUACUGGAUUGUCUACGCCAACAUGUUUUUGAAAAACAUUCAAACGUGAUUGGUUUCUAUAAUUAAAGCAUUAUAUUUUUU